AUGAAUUGGGACAAGUUCAAGGAACUAUUUUACGAGAAGUAUUUUCCACUUUCUAAAAGAUGGGAGUUAAAAGACCGGUUUCUUGGCCUCAUCCAAGGCAAUAUGUCUGUGGCAGAGUAUGAGAACAAGUUCACUUCACUUUCUCGCUUUGCUCCGAAAAUGGUAAGAGAUAAAGUUGAUAAGACUCGAAAAUUUGUUUCCAGUCUUAAUGAUAGAAUGAGGCCGUUGAUAACGGCACAAUUUAUCAAAGUUUAUUCUGAAGCAGUAGAGAGAGCCUUGAUGCUUGAGGCUAAUAUUAAAGAUAAGGAUGCAAGAAGGGAGCAGUGGAAACAAAAGAGAGGUGCAGGGCCAUCUUCAGAAGGAUCUUCUUGGAAGAAGAACAAGGGUGUGGGGUCUGACAAGAGUGGAGUCGUAUGUUUCCAGUGUCAACAGCCAGGGCAUUACAAGUCCAGUUGUCCUAUGAGAUCGUCUUCUGUUUCAUCAGCUCCAAAGGCUUGCUAUGGGUGUGGCCAGCAGGGUCACUUGAUUCGAGAUUGUCCUAGUCAGGGAAUAGGCACUGGUAGUGGCAAAGGGUCAUGA
This is a messenger RNA of Cornus florida, 579 nucleotides long. RefSeq lists its product as uncharacterized. The record is from RefSeq and is a predicted model, not a curated record. The transcript has 2 exons. Bases 1 to 579 code for a protein of 192 amino acids. NCBI's taxonomy places the organism in Eukaryota, Viridiplantae, Streptophyta, Magnoliopsida, Cornales, Cornaceae. Gene Ontology annotation, molecular function: nucleic acid binding; zinc ion binding.